Molecule: messenger RNA, 906 nt
Organism: Catharus ustulatus (Swainson's thrush)
Lineage: Eukaryota; Metazoa; Chordata; Aves; Passeriformes; Turdidae
Gene: LBX2
Product: ladybird homeobox 2
Biological process (GO): regulation of DNA-templated transcription
Molecular function (GO): DNA binding; DNA-binding transcription factor activity, RNA polymerase II-specific
Source: RefSeq, a predicted model, not a curated record
AUGACCUCGGCGGGGGAGGCGGCCGGUUCCCCCCCGCUGCCCGCUGCGGUUGGCGGCCACCGGCGGAGCCCCCUGGACCGGCUCCCGCCCCCCGCCAACACCACAAAACCGCUGACCCCCUUCGGCAUCGAGGACAUCUUGGGGCGCCCCCGUGGCGGGAGCCCCCCCGGGACUGGGACCGGUCCCGCCGCCCCCCCCGCCCCGACAGGGCCCCGCGGCGGCGGCGGCGGCGGCUGCGCCCCAGCCUCGCCGCUCUGGGCGCUGGAGGAACUCGCCAGUAAAACCUUUCAGGGGCUGGAGCUGGGAAUGCUGCAGGCGGCCGGAGGUCCGUCCCCGCCGGGCGCCUCGGGCCCGCGCCCUCCCUGCAGGAAGCGUCGCAAGUCCCGGACCGCGUUCACGGCGCAGCAGCUGCGGGAGCUGGAGCAGCGAUUCCGGCGGCAGCGCUACCUCUCCCCGGUGGACCGGGACGCGCUGGCGGCGCGGCUGGCGCUCUCCGCCGCCCAAGUCAUCACCUGGUUCCAGAACCGCCGCGCCAAGCUCAAGCGGGACCUGGAGGAGCUGCGGGCGGACGUGGCCUCGCUGCAAGCGCUGCCCCCCGCCGCCCUGCAGCAGCUGGCGGGGCUGCCCGAGGCCCCGGGCUCUCCCGUACCGGCACCGGGACCACAGAGCCCGCCGAGCUCUCGGAGGAGGAGAUCGACGUGGCGGACUGAGCCGAGCACGCUCGGCUCCGCUCGGCUCUGUUCCGAUCCACUCGAACCGAAACUGCUCCGUUCGGAUGCGCGCGGCCCCAUUCGGGCCGGCUCGGCUGAGUUCGGAUUCGCUCGGGUCGGUUCAAGCCGAGAACCGUUCGGAUCCGCUGGACUCCGUUCGGCUCCGUUCGGGUGCACUCGGGUCCGUUCGGACUGA